GCACCCCGCACAUGCUCACUGGGGCGCCGCGGGAGUCUGGGCAUGUGCAGAGCGGAGCGGGCCGGGCCGUUCGCCGCGCCCGCCGCGCCCCGGGGCCGCGAGAGCCGCCCAAACAUUGCCAGGUGUAGCCGGGAGAGGUGAGGCGGAGCGGGGCGGGAUGAACAGCUCGGACGAGGAGAAGCAGCUGGAGCUGCUGGUCAGCCUGAAGGACCGAGCUAUUGGCGAAUAUGAAGAGCUUAGAGCAGAAAAUAAGAAAACGAAAGAGGAGUGUGACAAAAUCAAGCAAGAACGAGAUGAGGCUGUCAAAAAACUGGAGGAGUUUCAGAAGAUUUCUCACAUGGUUAUUGAGGAAGUAAACUGUAUUCAGAAUCAUCUUGAAAUUGAGAAGACAUGCCGUGAAAGUGCUGAGGCUUUGGCUUCUAAGCUGAACAAAGAAAAUAAGACCUUGAAACGAAUUAGUAUGCUUUAUAUGGCAAAAUUGGGCCCAGAAAUUAUCACUGAAGAGAUCAACAUUGAUGAGGAUGAUCCAUCCACGGAUACGGAAGCCAACUCUGGAUCAUGCAAUUCUGUGCAUUGUCAACAGCAAAUAAAAGAGCUGCGAGAUCAAAUCAUAUCUGUUCAUGAGGAAAAGAAGACCUUAGCCAUUGAACUGGAAAACCUGAGGUGCAAACUUGUAGAAGUAAUUGAAGAAGUGAAUAAAGUGAAAGAAGAAAAGGCUGCUUUGACAACAGAAGUUAAUAAACAGCAAAAACUGUUGGAAAAAUGUAACAGAGUGUCCGUGCUAGCAGUAGAGGAGUACGAAGAGCUUCAUGUAAACUUUGAACUGGAAAAGAACUUACGGAAGAAAGCAGAAUCAUUUGCCCAAGAGAUGUUUAUUGAACAAAACAAGAUGAAAAGGCAAAGCCAGCUGCUUCUGCAAAAUUCUGCUCCUGACCAGCAGCUUUUGAAGGCUUUAGAUGACAAUGCUAAGCUAACCCAUGCAUUAGAAGAAGAGAGGCUUCAACAUCAACAAAAGGUCAAAGAAUUAGAAGAGCAGCUAGAAAACCAAGCACUGCAGAAGGAGAUUAGUCGUCUUAAACAGCAGCUGGAACUCUUAGAAGAAGAUAAAAAGGAACUGGAGCUUAAGUGUCAGAACUCUGAAGAAAAAGCAAGGGACCUAAAGCAUACAGUUGAUGAACUUCAAAAACGAAUACACCAAUCUGAAAAUCCUGCACCUCCUCCUCCACCACCACCACCACCUCCUCUGCCUCCUCCUCCUCCUCCUAACCCCAUAAGGUCUCUCAUGUCAAUGAUUCGCAAGAGGUCUCACUCCAACACCAACGUGAGCAAGAAGGAGAAACCACCUCAGCAGGAGUCAGGUGAAGAAGUUACAGAUCUGAAGAGACAAGCUGUUGAAGAGAUGAUGGACAGAAUUAAGAAGGGAGUUCAUCUCAGACCAGUCAACCAGUCAAACAGACCUAAAACAAAGCCAGAAACACCAAAGCCCUCUGAAAGUGCAAUGAAGGAAUUAAAAGGGAUCCUGGAAACACUGAACAAAUCCACCAGUUCCCGAAGCUUGAAGUCCCUCGAAACAGACAGUGGUGAAACAGAGCUGGAACGAGUUCUGCGACGUCGGAAAGUGACUACUGACCAGGACAGUGGCAAUCCCACUGGAAUCUUGGCCACAUCAGAAUCCAAAUCUCUGCCUGUGUUAGGUUCAGAAGCCAGUGGUGUACAAACAGCAUUGAAGAAGAAAGAUUUGGAGACAGAAUUCAGUUCCAAAGUACCCGAUUCUGGUCCUGUUUCCAACCAGCUGAAAGGUGUCACAGAAUCCAAAGCUAUGUUACAAUCACUGAGUCAUAUGGAAUUUUCAAGAAAAGCUUCUACUAGUGAAAAAGAGACAGAAUCUGUUGUAGUGUUAGAUCCCGUGUCCACCAGUGGAGAUCAGAUGACUGCAGACACACUGAAUCAGAACAAAACAAAGGAAGAAAAAAGCAAGUCGCUGCAUAAAGAAAGUAAUGUUGAGAAAAUAAGAGAGACAGACAGUUCUAACUGUUAAUCCCCAUUCUGAAAGGCUGUAACUUUUGGGAGUCGUGUCGAUUGCUUAGGUGUGGUACUGGGGGCUACAGUCCAAACAUUCCAAACAGUUUUCAGUAAUACAGAUUGAAAUGGUCUUUUGUAUGCAGUUUUGUUAUGUGCAUUAGUGUUCAAUAAUUACAUAUCACUCAAAAUCCCUUUCCCUUUUUAGUUUUGCAGGUAUGAUUGAUAUUUCCUUAGAUAUGGACGGUUACCUUACUUUUCUUUAAACUGCAUUUGAAAAGGCUUUUUCAAUUAUUCCUUUAUUGAGAAGCUGCUCUGUUAAAGGUCCAGAAGCCCCUUGAGUCCCUGUUGACUUUGGGACAGAGCGGGUGACUGCACUCACCUCAGCUUUACUAUGGGGGUAUUUUGAUAAUUAAAAGAACAAAACAAAACAAUUUUUAGACACGUUGCUUUAAAAAUAUUUUGAUGUCUACUUUAAAAAGAAAAAGAUCUGUAGAUCUGCUCACAGCUGCCUCCAUGCAGGCCAUUUGGAUGACACUGAAAGCACAAAAUGUAACAUUUCUGUUCAAAUUUCCCCAGCAGACAGCAAGCCCAGAGAUGGAGGCAGCACAGCGUGCGGUUUUGGUACCUUCUGGUAAUGAUAGUCCAGAAGCCUGCAGACAGAGAGCGGUGCUGUCUUCUGGAUGAACACCUCUUCAAAUGAGGAUUUAUCUCCUGGUUUCUCUUUCAGUCUCAUGUAGCAGUUUGGUACAGAUGUAGCUGAAGUCUGCAUGUGCUGCUGCAGGAAUGAGUUAUCAUGGGCUUCUCGAAUUCCUGCAUUUGGGAUUCAGCCAUUCUGGGAUUGCAGUUCAUUUGGAGUCAACAGUUAGAGAACUCCCAGGUGAAACCCUGUAGCAUCAACAGAGAAUCCUUUGCUUUGGUCCUAACUCAGAGUGGGGCAUUCAGUUCUCUUGUAGGUAACGCUUUAGGUUUCUGUACUUGGUAACACAGCUCCCAGUUUCCCUCAGCCCUCAUUUCCUAUGAAGGUAGGCAGAGGGGUGCAGAGUUGAUUUGCUGCGCUGCCAGUUCACAUUCCACUGUAGCUUCUUUUAAAAUCUGACAGGGUAUUUCAUUCUGUUAUAAUGAACAAACAAAUGUAAUCAGGGAACAAAUGCAAACCUAAGGAAGAUCGGCGUAACUGAAAUGCCGUGGUCACGUACCUGAAUGCACUUGGGUUAUUUUUCAUUUAAUGAUUUGAAACAGUGAUAGUAUUGGAGGAUGACUGUUCUGAGUUUGUUAGUUUGGCUCUGCAUGCAACUGUCUGGUGCUUUUUCUCCAAAUAAAGUGAUAGUAGCGAGUGUGGUGGUUUGACAUCUCUUCUGGUGUUUUUGCAUGUUUGCUAAGAUAAUCUUGGAUUUGAUCUAAUUACUGACCUGUGUUUAAUUCCUAAGCCCGGGGAAAUUUGUCUCUCCUGAUUUGAUACUUUGCUUUCUGGAGGGUAGUGGUGGUUCUGGUGGUUAAUUUUUCACUUACGUAUCUGUUACACUGAAUACAAAAUGCAAUGUUUUAUAUGUGUAUUUUUCCUUGAAUUAUUACUGCUGUAUUAUAUAUGUUCAAAUUUUCAAAUUUAAAAAAGAAACAAGUUAAAAGAAAAAAAUACUUCUUUUAUGUGAACUCUUUGUUACCUACAAGAUAAUUUAUUUAUCUUUUCACUGUUGCUUAUUAAAAAGACUACUGACAAGUUU
Lagopus muta (rock ptarmigan) is the source of this 3743-nucleotide messenger RNA. RefSeq names its product shootin 1 (gene SHTN1). The record is from RefSeq and is a predicted model, not a curated record. Lineage: Eukaryota; Metazoa; Chordata; Aves; Galliformes; Phasianidae. The transcript is spliced from 17 exons. Bases 158 to 2038 code for a protein of 626 amino acids.